GACGUAAACACAGAGCAGCAGAGGAGAGCGAGCCGUGCAGCGGAUCAGCCGUGAAUCCAGCGCCUAGCUCCGUGGGGUUCAAUUUUCUUUGCGACUAACCGGCCUAUUUAGGCUAUUUAGACAGUUAUUUCUUUCCGACUUCAGCUACAGUGAUAGCUAAGUUUGGAAAGGAGGAAAGGGAAAAAACGCCGUGUCUUCGUUUUGUUUUUGUGCAGUGUUAUCUAGUGUAAGCCGGAGUCGACCUCCUUUACAUUACAAAAGAGGAGACAGCGUAAAAGCUAAAGGAAAAAAAAUUAAAUAAAAACAACAUUCACGCGGUUAUUUUUCGCCAUUCGGACAGCUUUAAAAUGGAUAACUCUGGACCUAAGAAGACAUGCUGUGAAUCCAUCCGGGAUUUCUUCACUUCAGCUAAAUUCCUUAUUUACAUGGGACAUGCUCUCUCAACCUGGGGGGAUCGAAUGUGGAACUUUGCUGUGGCUGUUUUCCUGGUGGAGCUGUAUGGGAACAGCCUGCUGCUCACGGCCGUAUACGGGCUGGUGGUGGCCGGCUCCGUGCUGCUGCUGGGGGCCAUCAUCGGGGACUGGGUGGACAGAAACCCCAGACUGAAAGUGGCCCAGACUUCGCUGCUCGUCCAGAACAGUUGCGUCAUCGUGUGUGGGAUCCUCCUGAUGGUUGUUUUCCAGUUCAAAGAACAGCUUGUGGAGCUCUACAAUGGAUGGAUUCUGACGACUUGCUACAUUCUGGUCAUCACCAUCGCCAACAUCGCCAACCUCGCCAGCACGGCCACAUCCAUCACCAUCCAGAGGGACUGGGUCGUGGUUGUGGCGGGGCAGGACAGCAGCAAGUUGGCAGACAUGAAUGCCACGGUGCGAAUUAUUGACCAGCUGACCAACAUCCUGGCUCCCAUGCUGGUGGGCCAGAUAAUGGCCUUUGGCUCCCAUUUCAUUGGCUGCGGCUUCAUCUCUGGCUGGAACCUGUGCUCCAUGUGUCUGGAGUAUGCGCUGCUGUGGAAGGUCUACCAGAAGACGCCGGCGCUGGCCAUGAAAGCCGGACAAAAGGAGCAGCAGCAGGAGCUCAAACAGCUCAGUCCCCCUAAAGACUUGGAGAACGGCCAGAGUCCUGAGGAGUCUUCUCAGCCGCUGAUGAAUGAAGCCUCAGUGGUGGCCAAGCCCGACUCCCCCCAGCAGCAGGGCUGCUGCUACCAGGUGACCGAACCGCUGCGCACCUUGAAAGCUGGCUGGGUGGCCUACUACAACCAGAACAUCUUCUUCGCCGGCAUGUCUCUGGCCUUCCUCUACAUGACAGUGCUGGGCUUUGACUGCAUCACCACAGGCUACGCCUACACACAGGGGCUCAACGGCUCAGUGCUCAGCCUGCUGAUGGGGGCGUCGGCCGUGUCGGGCAUCUGCGGCACUGUCGCCUUCACUUGGGUUCGCAGGAAGUGCGGCUUGAUCCGUACGGGCUUCAUCUCGGGCGUGGCUCAGCUGUCCUGCCUCAUGCUGUGCGUGGUCUCCGUCUUCACUCCUGGAAGCCCCUUCGACCUCAGCGUCUCACCCUUCCAGGACCUUUACACCCACUUGAUCGGAGAGACGACCCUGCCCGAGGCUGACCACAGCCUCACCAGCGUUCUUACGGGAGGGAACGCCACUACUCCUGCACCGGCUGCAGAGCAGCCACCUCUGCAGUCCUACAUGUCUGUUAGUCUGCUGUUUGCUGGCGUCAUUGCUGCUAGAGUUGGCCUGUGGUCCUUUGACCUGACAGUGACCCAGCUCAUCCAGGAGAAUGUGAUUGAGUCGGAGCGAGGUGUGAUCAACGGCGUCCAGAACUCCAUGAAUUACCUCUUAGACCUGCUGCACUUCAUCAUGGUGAUUCUGGCUCCGAACCCCGAGGCCUUUGGCCUGCUGGUCAUCAUCUCUGUCUCCUUUGUGGCCAUGGGUCACAUCAUGUACUUUAGGUUUGCCUUCAAGAGCCUGGGCAGCCGCCUCUUCCUCUGCUGCUCGCCGGAGCAGAAGGUGGAGGCGGUCGAGUCCCCCUCACUUCCUACCACCGUCUAACUCCAUUAAAGAGACUCUGUCCUGGGUACAUAUUUGUCAAGCCUUACCCUAUCCCUGCAUCGUAUUUAUCUAGCUAACAUCAUUGCUUGUAGCAGGCAGAAUGCUAAUGCUAACAUAAACCUUAAGAAGGUAACUUAACAUGCAAUGCAUAGCCAUUAAUAAUGCAUUAAUCAUUAGCAGGAGGUUCACAGUCAUAGAAAACUAAUCCAUAGUAAAAGCGUAGAUAAGGCAGGAUUUCUCUAACUGUUUCAGUCUGAUGAGAGCCUCAGCCUUUCAUCUAUGGGUCCAUGCUCCUUAACACAGGUACUGUGCAUCCAUCACCUCGAGGCUUGUGUUAAAGAAACCAGUGAAAUAAUCUCCUCUUAACAGCCUGGAUAUAGCUGUAAAGAUUUGUAAAAGGUGCUUCAGCUAAUAAAAGGGCAAAAUGAGGGAGAGAUGUUGCAGGGAAGCAGGCACUGAGGCUUGAAUUAAGGGGUGGGGGGAGGCGACUGUCUGAGACACUAAAAGACAGAGCACCCCUCAUUUUUUUGACACCUCCCUCUCAGUGACAUCAUUGGUGCUGUAGCUGCGUCUGCUUGCUGUUCUCUGAGCGCCUGCUCUUUGGUUGCUUCAGCUUCCACCUAUGAAGAGCAGGUGGUGGGUGUAUUCCUCUAGAAGGAGGGUGGGUUCUUCUUAUUUGACCAAACACAAAACUGGGAUCCGGUCUCUUUAAUGCGUUGUUAUAAGGGUUAUGCAAUUAACUGUAUUUUUUCAGGAACUGCAGAUGGUGUUUUUUUUUUUUAUAAUAACUGUAUCAUCAGUGUUGUGUGUCGCGCGCAUGAUUGUGCCAUAAGAAACAAAUGAGAAAUCCUAUGCACCCUUGUCAACAGUUAUCUCAGUUACCAAAGUCAAAGUCCAUAUGUGGCAUAAAAGGAAGUGAGGGAAACCAGUUAUCUGUCUGAAGCAUUCCAAAUAUAUAUUUUUACAUCAGGUGACAGUAGUGUAGGUUCACUAAUGCUUUCAUAUAACCCCAGUAUAUUUGAAGAUUUCUAACCCACUCUGAGAUUGUACUUAAUUUUUUGUUUUUGUUUUUUCUGAUAGUUUACAUCAACAGAUUAAUUUUUGUCACCUUUUGAUUUUUAUGUUUUGAGUUCUCUGGAGUGAUUUUUUUUUUUUUUUCAAACAUGAUUGUUGUUGUUACACAGGCACUUUAAGUGAUUGACAUCUGUCAUUACACCCAAUGCGUGAUCAGAUAUUUGAUCAAUACUUUUUGCACAAGGCUGAAGCCCCGACUCCCCCAGAGCACAAUCGUAUUUCAAUCACUUAUAGUCUCUCUGUCGGUCUGUUCAGGUGCUGUGGGGGGAUUGUGGUUCAAAAAGGCACAUAUUACUCAGCACCACAUGUUCAUGAGGAAAAACUGGCCCACCCUUGUGGAAAAAAAAAAGUCUGAAUACACCCUCAGUUUACUUCAGGUGCCCCCCGUUUCCUCGAGAAGUCUGCCAGGGAGCUUAGUCAGCAUCCCUGCUCAGAUCUCAGUUUACCGCCUCAGACCUUGACCUGGACUCAGGAGUCUAGGUAUUUGUUCUUAUUUCUCUAAGCUUCAAAAGCGGCGAAAAUGUUUUACUAAAGUCAAAGUUUUCUGUUCACAUAUUUGGCUUUCAGUACCCUGUGUAGAAAACAUAUUUAAUAGUACCUCACUAAAAUGAGUGCAUAGUUUUUUUGCAUGCUCCUUUAACUGUGAAGUGAUUUAACUGAUCAACCAUUGUCUCCAAAAAACAGUUUAAGAUCACAGACAUCAUGAAAGUAGCUUUGAAAGAUUCCAAAUAAAGUAACUAUAACGUAGCUAUAACUACUUCCUUCCCACCUUCACUCAUUUCUGAUGCCUUACCAUUAUAAACUAGCCUUGACAGCUGUUAAACGCACACAUGUGGCUUCAUCGAGAGUUCAUAGCUGCACCCAGCCCAUGAAAAAGCCAGCCGGUGUAGCCAGGAUUUUGGGGUG
Molecule: messenger RNA, 4034 nt
Organism: Seriola dumerili (greater amberjack)
Lineage: Eukaryota; Metazoa; Chordata; Actinopteri; Carangiformes; Carangidae
Gene: slc40a1
Product: solute carrier family 40 member 1
Exons: 8
Coding region: 348-2054 (568 amino acids)
Biological process (GO): iron ion transmembrane transport
Cellular component (GO): basolateral plasma membrane
Molecular function (GO): peptide hormone binding; iron ion transmembrane transporter activity
Source: RefSeq, a predicted model, not a curated record